AUGAAUCCUCUCGAUGUCUCCACGUUGAUCGGGACUUUCGGCAGAUACCAAUUCCUGGUGAUGAUGGUCACCGUGUUACGGGCCUUCCCGACGUCCUGGACUCUGACCAGUAUCGACUUCAUCGCCGGCGACGUAGACCACUGGUGUGCGCCCCCGAAUCGCGAAGUGUGGAAUCAAGAUCACUGGAAAGCGACGGCCAUCCCAUCAAAAGAUGGAAAGCAGAGCCGAUGUCAGCACCAUCGGAUUGUGAACGGUCAACUCUGGUUCAACGAAACCGUCGACUGCGCGGACUGGGAAUACGAUGAAGCGGCGCCGAGCAGCGCGCUGGUGGAGUGGCAUCUCGUCUGCGGGCGCGAUUGGAUGCGCUCGGCAAUGCAGAGCGUCACGUUCGUGGGCCAAUUCUUCGGAGCGCUGAUAAUUGGAAGAUUGGCCGAUCAGUACGGGAGAAGAUACAUGCUCAAUGUAUCCUCGGUGUGCAUGUUCAUUUUCGCCGUGCUCGGCUCGUUCAGCCCGACGGUACACAUCUUCAACAUGUUGAGAUUCGUACAGGCGGUUGCGGUUUCCGGACUCCAAACCACGUCCGCGGCGUUAUUCACUGAAAUAUCGCUUCCUCGGGAUCGGAAUCUCUUGAACAUAGGGUUUUCGCUCGGCUUCACCGUCCCUAUGAUCCUGUUACCAUUUCUCGCCUAUGGGCUGGACAACUGGCGCGCCGUUCAAGCUGCGGCCGGACUGUCCACGAUUCUUAUGCUGCCGGUGCUCGUGGUUCUGGAGGAAUCGCCCCGAUGGCUACUCUCGAAAGGGAGGAUAUCCGACGCUAAAUCGGCCCUAACGAAGAUAUUCCGGAUGAAUAGACGCCAGGUGCCGGAUUUGGAAGCGAUGGUCCCCGCGCUGCUCAGUAAAGUUCAAGCGGACAGUGCGACGGGAGAAAACGCGGGUCUGAAGGAAAUCUGGAAACAUCGAAAUCUCCGCAAAAAUGUUCUAUUCCUGUUCGCUUUCUGGUUCUUAGAGAAUUUGUUCUACUUCUCGAACGCCUUCCUAGCCACUCGAUUGGGAGGAAGUCGCUUCGUCAGUUUCUCAGUCUCAGCUGCGGCAGAAAUUCCCGGUGGACUCCUCAGUAUCUACAUCAUCCGUCACAUGGCUCGUCGGAAAUCCCUCUUCAUUCUACUGAUCUUAGCUGCCUUGGCCGCUUCCCUUCUCGCUGUGCUAUCUCCAGAACUUUUUGUCCUCCGUCUAGGACUCAACAUGACGUGCAGAUUCCUGCUGGUCAUGACCACCGCUAUAAAAUGGGUUUACACCUUCGAGGUUCUUCCGACACAGGCACGGAGUUUCGGUUUCGCAUGCUGCUACUGUUUCGGCCGAGUGGGGGGUAUGAUAGCGCCUUUCAUGAGAGACUUGUUCCGGUGGAAACCUCCUGUGCCUUUCGCUAUCCUAGGCACUUGUGCAAUCUUGGCGGCUCUCAUACUGAAGUUCCUUCCGGAAACACUGAAUGUGGACCUGCCCGAUAGUUUCUCGGAGUCUGACAAGCUGGGAGAGAAGGAGAAGAAUGAGAAGUCGCUUGCGAAUCAUUGAUAGACGAGGAACCCCAAAAACUCUGACUCAUGCCUUCUCAGAAUUGGUGAGAACAUUUCCACCGGGGUCUUAUACAUUGCGAGCGUAGGGAACGAGGCCAUCGUGGGAGGAGGAACGCUGUCUUUAUUGGGGUUGGAGCGCAUGUAUAUUUCUAGAAUAAAUCGUGAGAAU
Molecule: messenger RNA, 1740 nt
Organism: Galendromus occidentalis (western predatory mite)
Lineage: Eukaryota; Metazoa; Arthropoda; Arachnida; Mesostigmata; Phytoseiidae
Product: organic cation transporter protein
Exons: 1
Coding region: 1-1569 (522 amino acids)
Biological process (GO): transmembrane transport
Cellular component (GO): membrane
Molecular function (GO): transmembrane transporter activity
Source: RefSeq, a predicted model, not a curated record